Messenger RNA from Achroia grisella, 1593 nucleotides. RefSeq lists its product as uncharacterized. The transcript has a single exon. Gene Ontology annotation, biological process: DNA integration. Gene Ontology annotation, molecular function: nucleic acid binding. The record is from RefSeq and is a predicted model, not a curated record. Bases 1 to 1593 code for a protein of 530 amino acids. Lineage: Eukaryota; Metazoa; Arthropoda; Insecta; Lepidoptera; Pyralidae.
AUGGCUUCUCGAACUCUUCAGCCACAUGAGCGGCGCUAUGGACAAAUUGAUAAGGAGGCUCUUGCUAUUAUAUUUGGUAUCACAAAAUUUCAUGAGUAUCUGGCUGGUCGUAAAUUUGAUAUUAUUACAGACCAUAAGCCGCUUGUUGGUCUUUUCAAUCCUGUAAAACCCAUUCCUGACCAAAUAUCACCAAGAAUGUUAAGGUGGUCACUGAAACUGGGUUGUUAUAAUUACAAUAUUAAAUAUAGACCAGGAAAAUUAAUUGGGAAUGCAGACUCCCUUAGUAGAUGGACAAUGCCAAAUACAUCCGCACUAAAAGAAGAAGACCUGAGAGAAGUGCUACUGCUGGAUGAGCAGCCAGAGGGGUGGGACCUUGACGUGACACGAAUUGCUGGAGAAACCAAGAAAGAUACAAUUCUACAGAAGGCUAUGUUUCAUAUACUUCAUGGCUGGCCCCGUUCAUGUCCAGAUCCAGAUUUGGAGCCAUUUUGGUCUCGUAGAGAGGCUCUUUCACUUAGUAAGGGAUGUUUACUAUGGAGCAACAGAGUCAUUAUACCCAAAGCACUACAGAGUAAAGUUUUGGAUUUAUUACAUGCCCCACAUGCUGGGGUGGUUCAGACCAAAUCCUAUGCUAGAGGAUAUGUUUGGUGGCAUGAUAUGGAUCGACACAUCGAGAGAGUUGUGUCAGAGUGUGUACAUUGUCAGCAAGUCAGAAAUAACCCACCGAAAGACCCACAGACAUGGAUACCUUCUGAAAAACCAUGGGGUCGAGUGCAUAUAGAUUUUGCAGGACCCUUCCAAGGAAAAACAUUUCUGGUAUUGGUGGAUAGUUACAGCAAGUGGUUUGAAGCAGAGAUUGUUCCAUCAAUGAGCAGUGAAACAGUUAUAAGUGUGCUAAGGAAGAUUUUCGCAGCACAAGGAUUGCCAGAGAUUUUGGUAUCUGAUAAUGGCAGGGCUUUUACCUCAGAUGAAUUUAAUUCUUUUCUUCAGAGGAAUGGCAUUAAGCACAAAUACUCACCUCCAUAUCAUCCAGCCACGAAUGGACAUAUUGAACGGGCUAUACAGACUUUUAAAAAUAAACUUAAGAAGUUGACAUAUGCCAAUUCUAAUAUAACUUGGUCAGAGAAGCUUUCAAAAACAUUAUAUCAUUUACGCACUGUACCAAAUAGCACAAAUAAGACACCAGCAGAAAUUCUAAAUGGUCGUCGAUACAGAACUGCUAUUUCUAAUUUACACCCGAGUUGUGUACCAGAUGAUGCCCAGAAUCAACUCGAGGCAGCAGCAAACCGGGUCCCAAAUAGAAUCUUUAAAAAGAAUCAGGCAGUAUUAAUCCGUGUAUAUGAGUCAGGACAAAAAUGGCUCAGAGCUACCAUUGUGGAUAUAGAGGGUCCAAGUACAUAUAGGGUGAGAACAGAGGAUGGAGAAAUACAUAGGCGCCACGCAGAUCAGAUCUUAGCUCGGGGUAGUAAAGAUUGCAAUGGCUUUCAACGCAGACCAUCCUGGGAUCAACCAGAUGAUACUGAACCAGAUGAGUCACCGGAAGUAUUAAUACCAGACCCUGAUUUGUGGCCAGAGAUAAUUGGUGUGCCUUAA